Messenger RNA from Penicillium longicatenatum, 732 nucleotides. Its product is annotated as ankyrin repeat domain-containing protein. The transcript has a single exon. The record is from RefSeq and is a predicted model, not a curated record. Bases 1 to 732 code for a protein of 243 amino acids. NCBI's taxonomy places the organism in Eukaryota, Fungi, Ascomycota, Eurotiomycetes, Eurotiales, Aspergillaceae.
AUGUGGGUUGCUGCUAAAAGGGGUCACAUUGAAUUUCUCGAAGCUUUGCUAGAUAGCCAUGGUAUGAGCUCCCGGUUGAGGGAGUCACAUUACGCCGAGCUUGUUGCCACGGCCGUGUUGAAAAACCAAAUUCAUGUUGUCCGGAUGCUCCUCGCGAGGGACGUUGACCCAUGGUGCGCUGGAGACAGAGCUGGCAUCCUUCUAAGCGGGAUUAUCCGAUGGGGAAGUCCCGAGCUCUUUGAAUUACUACUCUUAGACUUCAAGCAGCGAAGCCCUCUCCCCACUAUUGCACAAUGGACGGAUGCUUAUAAGGCACUGAAGUAUGCACAGGAUAGCGAAGAUAUUACGCGGCUAUUGCUCACGGCUGGCAUAGAUGUUAAUCGCGCACAGCCAGGGUCUGGUGGAGUGGCAAUAUGGCGACCCCUAUAUUAUUGUGGUCAUCCAGGACCAGCUCGGCUUCUACUAGAAGCGGGCGCAGACCCGAAUAUCGACAACAACGACAAAUGGGGGCCACUGGCAAGUGUGGUGGAUAACUUUCGGCCUACCAUUACUUUCAAAAUCCCUUCUCAGAAACAAAAGGGCCGUCGCAUGGAAAUGAUCCAACUACUUUUUGAGUAUGGAGCGGACCCGCAACGAGCCGGAGGGGGUUGGGCCUUGCAUGGGGCACUAAGGGACCUGGACUUUAGUUCGGCUACCUUUCUUGCGGACAAAGGUGCGAGAACAAUUCUCUGA